AUGGAGACAGGAGUGGAGAAGUGUUUGGAUGGUGCCCAGAGCAGUGGUAGUGAUGUGAGGUCAGUGAUGUGUGUGGACAAGGAUGGCCUGUUGCUGGGCAAGAGAGGAGAGGUGGACACCAGGGGCACAUGGAAACUGAAUGGUGCCAUCUUGGCUGUGGCUGAUGCUGGUGACCUGGACCUGUGCCCCAAGAAGCCCAUCAUCAAGAUUGACUGUGGCACCACCAAGUUCAUGGUGCACCAGGGCAAGCAUGUGUCUGGGUUGGUCCAAGCUGCAAGUUUGUUGGACAUACCACUUCUGGUCACAGAGCAGUAUCCAGACAAGUUGGGGAGCACAGAUGAGGAGCUUCCCAUUGAGAGUGCACUGGGUAUAUUCCCAAAAGUGGAUUUCUCCAUGCUUGUACCUGGAGUGGAAGCUGGACUAAGCAGAGUUUGUGGUGGCGAUGUGGAGUCUGUUGUGCUGUUUGGUCUUGAGAGUCAUGUUUGCGUGGAAGCCACAGCUGUGGAUUUGAGGGCGAAAGGAUUACAAGUACAUGUUGUGGCGGACGCUACAUCUUCCAGGAGACAAGAUGAUAGGCUAUUGGCUUUUGAGAGGAUGAGGCAGAUUGGAUGUUUCAUUUCCACGCACGAAACUGUGAUUUUCAAGUUACUCAAGUCCAAGAACCAUCCCAAGUUCAAAGAGGUGCAGAAGUUGAUAUUGGACCUGAUCCCGACAACGAAACUUACCUGAUUUAACCAAGCGUCGAAGGAACUUACAUUCUAUGAGGUGAAAAAAGCAUUCAGGAUACCGUUAAGUUCUUGCGCAGUUCGGAGUAAUCAAUUGGUAUAUUGUACUAUGUUAUGCGGUUAAUGGGAGCAAAUGAAAAGAUCGUGCUGUAUUUUACAGCUUGACAAGCACA
Molecule: messenger RNA, 898 nt
Organism: Notodromas monacha
Lineage: Eukaryota; Metazoa; Arthropoda; Ostracoda; Podocopida; Cyprididae
Source: the annotation of a GenBank genome assembly